Hemiscyllium ocellatum (epaulette shark) is the source of this 1512-nucleotide messenger RNA. RefSeq names its product nuclear apoptosis-inducing factor 1-like. The record is from RefSeq and is a predicted model, not a curated record. Lineage: Eukaryota; Metazoa; Chordata; Chondrichthyes; Orectolobiformes; Hemiscylliidae. Gene Ontology annotation, cellular component: nucleus. The transcript has 4 exons. Bases 1 to 1146 code for a protein of 381 amino acids.
AUGGCACAAGAGGACGCGUUCCGCCGCCGCAAACUCAACUUCAAUGAGGAUGAGACCGAGAUCCUGAUCCGGGAGGUCACACUGCACCAGGACCAACUCUUUGGGAGAGGGGAGACCAAACUGCCCCCGGGGACCAAGAACAAGGUCUGGCUCUCCAUCCUGGCCAAGGUCAACGCCGUCUCCAAGUGCACCAGGGACAUCGGGGACAUCAAGAAAAGAUGGUACGACAUGUGCCACCGCACCAAGGACAAGGUGAUCAAGUUGGCACAGGAGGCGUUGCGGAGCGAGAGGGCCGUCACCGGCACGCCCCCGCCCCGGCGACAGGAGGAGGAGGAGGAAGAAGAGGAGGAGGACAAGCCCACCUCACUGUCCCUCGGUCACCAGCUGGGCACCAGCGGAGGCGAGGACGGUGCUGAGCCCAGUACCAGCGGCGCCAGCCAGGACGGCAGCACGGGCACAGCCAGCAGCCGACACGCCGCUCCCAGCCAGCAGACGAAGACGCCGGCACUGCCCGUCCAGGUGGCUUGGCAUGGCAGGCAGGUGCCACCAAUGCUCAGCCACCAAUCUGGAGUCCAGUGGCCACCAGUCUUGCUAUUCACACUGGGCCAGAGUGCUACACGGGUCAGUACUCAGGAGCGACCCCCCAACUAUCAAGCAGGCAACACCUUCGAUGAAACCACUGUGAAAGUGAAACAGGAAGAUAUUAGUCCAAAUUUUGAUGCGGAUUAUUCUUCACCAGACAUUGCAUCACCACCAAACCUUCAAGAACAAAGUUCAUUCCGGCCUCAAGGGAAGAGGUUACAUAAGCAAAUUUCGGAUGAAGAAUUCUUCAGCAUCCAGGAGCAACACAAUGUAUUACUCGGGAAUGGCAAUAAGGAGUUGCAUGGCAUCAGGCAGGAAUUGAGAGAGCUACGGAGUGACCUUCAAGAAAUGGCCGCAGGCAUCCGGCAACCCUUGGACAGGCUGGCAGAUUAUAUCCAGGCUCUCCUUCCAUUGUUGCAGCACCCACCUCGUUCUCGCAUGAUGGAGAUGACCGACUCGUUUACACAGCCAGAUGAAGAAGAAACUGUGGGAUCUGGCUCUUCACUAUCACAUAGCCGACGGACUGGCUGCAAAACCUGCAAACGGCCAAAACUGGGCAUGUAACCAGUCUGUGUUAGGCCGGGGGAUUUUUGCUUCUUUGAUUUCCGUCUUUGGUUGGGUCAAGUGUUGUACCUCUCUAGGUGACUGCACAUCCCUAUCUAGUGACUUCCAAAAGGUGGAUUCAAAAUGAAGAAAGUAAAAGGCUGCUGGAAAUCUGAAAGAAACAGAAAAUGCUGGAAACACUUCACAGGUAGCAUUGUUGCCUGGCCUUGAAGAUUGGUAACUGCAUUGAGCAUCAAAGGUUCUUCUCUUGAGGCAUGUAGCUAUUGUGCCAUAGGGGAAAUGUCAGUCAGAAGUUCUCUGAUGUGAAGGAGGGACAGAAUAUCAAUUCAAUCACAUAAUCUACUGGACAAGUUUCAACGAAGUGGC